AUGGUUGGCCAAGAGUUCCUCGACCUUUUCCAGAAGUUCCGAACGUCUGCGUACCUCUCGCUCGAGGACUUUGCGGAUCGACUAAAUCUCUUCACGGUGAUCAUUUUCCUCAUUUCGUGCCUCUUUAUUUCCACGAAGCAAUACGUAUUUAACUCUAUCUCUUGUUAUACACCUGUGGAACCCUCGGGUGGGGCCUUCAAGGACUUUGUUUCAGACUUUUGUUGGGUUCAUGGAACCAUUCCCUUCCGUCCAAAUGAGGCCCUUCCAACAACGGAGGCUGAGUGGAAUCGAUACGACCAAAGCAGACGAAUAAGUGAGUCAUUGCUAAGCUUAAAUACACAUUCACACUGCAGAACAAAACAUAUAUUCUGGAGUCCCUGCUAUGAGGUGUGGCUAUGUAGUUCUGUCUGGCGCCAUAACCUACGGACAAGAAGGCACACCCUAGUAAGCAGUGCCCCUUAAAACUGGAUACAAAAUAUGGGGAAUUGCUCGUAUUCAUAUAACCAUGAGUACUUGAGAGCCCUCGUCAGAUUUGCCAGACUCCGUAGAUGAUGAGAGUUUGGCGUACACAACGUUGCUCUGUUCAUUGGGAGAAAUAAAAACAUUUAAAUGCAGGCUUGACUGUGAGAUGUUGGUUCGCUAAACGAUUAUGCCUUAUAAGUAACCUGCCUUCUGAAAACAAAAGGCAGGUGUGUUAGUCAAGGAUGUCUGAUGAACAAAAUCUCUCAGACUAUCUGAACAAUUCUGCCUUUACUUGGCGCCUUAUCGGGCGUGUUUUAAACUGUUACCCGUGAGACUUAAAUUUCUAAAGAUGUGAACAACUUCGCGUUACUGCCGUUUGAGAGUCUUCAGUGUCAUGCUCCUCUUGCCUUCCUGAUAGUUCACUUGUCUGAUAAUAUUACCACUUGGACUGUUCGAGCUUUUAGAGGUUAUUUUUGAUUGGCCAACCUGCUCCGUUUCGGAUUUUCCUUCUACCCACCUUUUGGGCAGCGAGGCCGUGUGUCUGUAUGCUUUUCCCGUGCUAACGUUGCUGAUUUUACUGGACUACUCGGUCCCUCCUAUUCUCAACUCGGUCCUUCCAGUUUACCAGGUUGUCUUGUACUGGCCGCUGUAAUUGUCUUCUUACGUGAGACACAUUAUGUCUAAAUGGUGUCUGAAGCACUAAAAGUCCCCCGGGAUCAAAAUAUCAGCGAUUAAUUAUGCAUGCGAAAAAUUGUCCCGGAGGAGUGAACCGUCCGAAGCAAAAGGCAUCGAGGUCAAGGACUUUUCCUCUAUUAUGAUCGCACGUGGUCAAAGUAAGUGUUACCAGCUAGAUAUUGAGAUGGCCAAUUACUCGCCAGUCAAAUGAAUCGCAAUUCAUGCAGGAUUGAGCUGCGAUUUGAUCCUGAAAAUAUACGACCAAAGAGCUGAACUUCGUGGCAUCUGAAUUACUGGCUCACACUGUUGUCUGCAUCGGAAGCAUUUCACCCUGCAUUCCUCAUUGAAUUUAGCUCAGAUCUGUGAACGUUACUCGCACAGAAAUGGGAACAUGUGGCUUGUCAGUUUCGUGUACGAAACAACCCAGACAUUUCAAACCCUCCGUCCAAACUCCCGCUGGUGUUCGCGCACUCGAGUCUGCAACUUUGUCAGGCCUUCCGAGGGCACUUACAGUGUGUUAAUGUUGAAGAAGGAGACACGAUCGCCGGAACAAGAGCUUUAUUAGCCCGACGUUUCGGAUUCCUACUCGAAUCCAUCAUCAGAGACAAAAGAGCAGAAACGGGUGGUUGUUGCACAAGGGGCUGCGGUAUUUAUAGGAUGCAGCAGCCAUGCUACAUCCGAACGAGAAUGGCCGAACACGCGGCAGCGGUGCGCAGAAAUGACGCCAGCUCUCAAGUUGCGGCUCAUUCGACGAGAUCCGGGCACACAUUUAAAUUCGAUGAGGCCGAAAUUCUCGCAAGAGGUGACAACCGAGUGAGCCGGGAGCUACUGGAAUCAUGAUUUACUGGCCCCCAGUCCAUCAACAAAUGCAAUGAACUUCCCCUUCCAUACUCGGUGCUGAGACUUCGCCUAGGCGGAGUAAUUGGCCACGCGGGGAGCGCACUGGUGAACACUCUUCCCAACACCCGGGUCAACGCGUCAGAUAGUCGAGCAAUCAUCACGCCAACAUCCAACGCACGUGAUGAAAUUGCAGCAAUUAUCGACUCGAAUGUCGGCCAUCAAGCAAUGAUCACACCAAGUGUGACAAUCCCGAAUGAAGGGGGAAGCCGUGAACGUUCAUAGGUAUGCGGUAGCAUGGCUGCUGCAUCCUAUAAAUACCGCAGCCCCUUGUGCAACAACCACCCGUUUCUGCUCUUUUGUCUCUGAUGAUGGAUUCGAGUAGGAAUCCGAAACGUCGGGCUAAUAAAGCUCUUGUCCCGGCGAUCGUGUCUCCUUCUUCAAGACUACUUCCUGGGACUCGGCUCUUCGCUUCUAUUGGCAGUGUGUUAAUGACUUUUCAUACAUGCAACACAGGUACCAGCUAAAAACUCAGACACGCGUGUCUCGCCGAUCUUGUGCCGUCGCAUGACGUGGUUGUAAGGGGCUCAGCCCAUCAGUAGGCAUUACAGCGCUCCCCAUAUACUGCCUGGUAUACAAACUCCAGUUUCUAUGCUCCCGGGUGCAACAGCUUCUAAGAGUUGGAGUGGUUGCUUUAACAACUUCGAAUUUUUCCCGCGCACAUUUCGCCGUCCUGAAUAUCGAGACUUCUAAGUCCUGACGACUAAACCCCCUGAACAUGAACACAUAGAAUAGGGGAGCUCGAUCGGUACGCAGUCAGAUAAAGUAGCGCUUUUCGGUACUUGCUUUUGGGAAAAAGGCCUAUCUUGAGGACGGCAUGCUUCGCUAUAAUCGACGGAUGUUUCGAGUCGGAUUAAGUGCACAAGCGUGCUCAUUUCACAAAAAAUGGGUGUGCAAACUACAUGGCUCAUAAAAUCCAAAGGCAGAAUAUUCCUUCUUUCCAAUGCGAAGCCCUCAGUUGGCAGCCGUACUGUGGAUUUAACACCGGCCCUCUGAAUCUUUAUUUUUGGUUGAGGAGUUCAGAUACUGAGCAAAUUGAAUGCAGCUUUACUUUGAAGUACAGGCCAGACAUGUGGGCAAAAAGAUCGUUACGUGAAUCUGAUCUUAGCGUGGUUAUUCAGAUCCCCUUAGACCGAGCGCUAUCAGAACUGAUUCGUUGAUUUUAGUCCGUGUUAUUAAUUUACAACCGGGUUGUCUUUUAAAUAAAGCGUGCAAACUUAUUCAAUUUCAUGGUUCCUUCCCCUCGGUAUGCAACACGCUGCACGAUGGCAACCGGCAGUUCGACCUUCGAUUUAGGCUAUGUCCACCGUGUGCUUCAUAGUGGGUGUGGGGGGCGGCGACGGUGACUCGUGCGUGGAAGUAGACGCUCGUAGCAUCUACCGCACUCUCUCCCCACCCGCCUGGGCCCGGUCUCAUGAUCAAGUCAAGAGGAUCGGAGGCGGAAGAUUGAGCAAGUGACUGGCGCGGCGAAAAUCCGCACCUAGGCGCACCAACACAUCCCCUGAUCCACAACGAACGCUUGACCAAGAUUUUCAAAAACAACAAAAAAGGGAGGCGGCACGAAUCCCAACUAACACGGCGUGAGCCUGCGACUGAGCCUGCCAGCGCAUUCCGAAUGUCGGAUGCAUACUCCCGAUAACGUUUGCCGGAAUCCGAUGAAGCCACGUGUUGGUCCAGCGCGUCUACCCCGUGGACCGUCUUAGGGGCAGCGGGGAAAUGUUUCAAUACCUCCUGAUAUCUACGUAGUUUGCCUUUUUGUAAAAAUUUUCUUGUUCCUCAAGUUUGAAUGGGAACGGUAAUCUCUACAUGAGAAGGUAAUCGUGACCUGCGCACUGCGUAAAGCUGUGAAGAAACAAUCUGAGGAAAAGUCGACUGCUUCAUUCUGAUUACUUUUAGCGUGAAAGGCCCCGUACCUCAGGUAGGAGAGCCCAGGGAUGAAUUAUUCUGAAGAACAGCGGUUGUUGAUAAAGCUUGGGUUGGCUGAUUCUAAUGGAAAACGCAGACUACCUGCAAAAUUCGGCAAAAGAAUAAGCAUACCGUUGAUUUCUUAAACAUCAGUCUCAAGGCUUUGCGAAUUCGCACUUUACAUCUAGAAGUUUAAUAACUAGUUACUCGACUGGCCAACUGGGAAAACUUCCCCUCCUGUCUUUAGGAAACGGUACUGAUAAAAUUAAGAUGUUAGGAGGACCAUUUGUGUCUUAUUUGAUUUCGUCAGCCAGUCCGCCAAACACAAAUCCCAGACCGAGAAGGUAACAACCCCGCAAACGGGACCAGUUGGUCAUGUAGUCAGAUACUCCAUCACCGAGGGAACGGGGAGAAGAAGCAAACUAUCGACCCAGGGCAAAAAAUUGUAGACUGGCGAAACUCAUUCGUGGGGGGCUUCGUCGUAUUUAGGAAGUUUCCACUCCCCAAGGACACAAGUCACUGAUCCGAGCGCAAGGGAUAAACGUGAAACCCUAAAAUUUUGCCGCGAUUUGGAAACUGUUGUCAUACUGCUGAAUGUAUUAGAUGGUGUUUUGGACGAGUCACUUCCUUGGAAAGUCUCUAUCUCCCGGAGCGGUCAGUGUCUAGGUUUAUUGUUUCAGAGUAUCCCUACCUGUAGAACGCGUAGUGUACACCCCGGAUUUGCACACGGAUCAUAAAACUGCGGCAAUACUAGAAUACGACACGCAUCUUCGUCAUCCGGUCUUCUUUUGGGGCGGACUAGCUGCAUAGCGACAUUUGUGGUGAAACGAAGUUCACCAAUGGGGUAACAGGAUAUGUUCACUCCCUUGCACCUUGGGCUCGAAAUUAGAGCCCAACUUAGGGCAGUUGCAUAGGGAUCAGGAAUACCAACAAUGUCAAAGGAGACUGGAAUGGCCAUUUCUGGCCCAUUAGUCGUUGUAAGCCAGUCCUAGCCGGUCUUGUGCUAGGACAACCUGAGGUUCAAAACCAGGGUUCUUUGAUUAUUGAGCGUAUAGCUCAGCGCCCUAUCACUGAGUCAGGGGCCAGUUGUCCUGUCGGUUUUGUUUUUUUGCUUGUCUCCGACUAUCGUCAAUUCAUUGUUAGCAAAGACCCGAGCCCAUAACAUGUGCGGCAUUUCGAGAAAUUGAAUUCAAGUCUGAAGGUGGUUCUCCUUGCAAACAUAUCAGUGUUCUCCAGCCUGUCGCCGUUAAGCACGCCUGCAUAGUUGGCUGGCACCUAAGACGAACCUCCGGACACUUUAUGGAAUCCCGUUUGUGCAUUUUCUCAGUCUCAUCCUCCUGACACUUUAGUGGAGCCGAACUGAAAGAAACCGCAAGGUGGUGGUCAAGCGAGUCUGUGGAUUUAUCCAAGCUGUCCCGUUUUAUCAGCCAGAUAGGAGGAAACCAUGGAGCGUGCUGUUACUUAUCAAUUGGGUUCUCACAAAGCGUUUCGUGCUAUAGCCUACAAGUUGACGUUCUUAAAAGAUUACAAAGAAAGGCAAUCCUAAAUCUGAGUUUUAAAAUAUUUAAAGGUAUUUCAUCUCUCCGCGUAAGUUGCGCGACAUGCGCACGAAGAGGAAGUUUUACUGAAUGGAGGAGUUCUUUGGGUAUGUAGCUUCCCAUGUUUUCCCGCAUAGACAUUCAUUUGUCUUAGAAUUCUAGUCUCGAAUCCUUUCAGGCGGUCAGAUAGCGGACCGAUAAUAACUAUCGCGCCUCUCUUGCCGCCAUCAGAUAAUAUUUACCUGUUCGUUAUCCAGCCACGUCGAGAAGUGUCGCCUACGUAUGGAUUCGAAACUUUUUCCGGUCGCAGCCGACAUGCUUCGCAUCCAUGUAUUAAUCAUUUGGUUGGGAGACGCAAUGACUAUGCAUAACUGAGUUAAAAUUGUAGAUGUUAAGACGGGAAUAUUUUGAGGUGAAGACUGCAAAUAAGACAGAACUGGUCAUUGCGGUCUCCCACUUGUCUGUCGGUAACACUUGUGCAUUGUUCUGUUAGAACCCGGUGAUCACUACAACUUACGCCACAUGAAAUUGCCUCGUUGUGUUUAUCAGUCGGCUAAAGCUAUACAUCGUUCCUGUUGCCCAUCAUUAGAGACGGUUGAAAGAGGCGCUGGCCUUCACACAUUUAAUAAAGUUCUUGCUUAACUUCCGACGUUUUCCCAUUUUCCCUUUGCCGACCAGCCUACUACCAAUGGGUGCCCUUCAUGUUGGGUCUCCAGUGCAUCCUCUUCUACCUUCCUCACAUACUUUGGCAGACAGUCUGCACGUCUCGGGCCGGUGGCGAUAUCUUCACACUCAUUGGAGCAGCUGCGAAGGCCGCAGUGGACGACCGGAAUACUCGACUGACCAAGGUCAACGGCGUAGCUGAAUUCCUCGAGGACAUGAUUGAAGAACACCAAACCAGCCGACGGGUACGCCAAACAUGCCUGGGUGUUACUGAGCUUCCCAAAUGAUAAUAACAUUCAUAUAAGUAAAUAAGGGUAAGCCUGCCUGAGUUUGCCCUUAGACAGAUUUGGCCCUGUUAUUUGCAUCGACAGGCGGGCCAUCUGAGUGACCAUGUAGUCCAAAGUUAAGGUUUGGUAAACAUUUGGGCAUUUGUGGAAAGUUAAGACCAUUGAGUAUUUCCUUAGUUGGCGCGUUAGUCAGAGUGGAAGCCAAAACGCUAAUAGGGUGAAACUUUAUCUCUGCUUUGAAGGAUGGGACGAUUCAAAUGUAGGGAUGCGUUCAGUCAAAGCAGUGAUGAAGAAGAUAUCACGAAUGAGAUCAGAAACACUUGCAACUAAACUAUUUAGCUGUUAGAAGCAAGAGCCGUUUUUAAAAAAGCCAAUAUUUCACAAGAAAACUUGUAAACAUUUAAUAGUCGAAGGACACGCACAGGACACGGCGAACAAUAACCCAACUCCUUCGGUUAAUACAUAUUGCUAUCAAGCAGAAGGGUUUUUGCACGGAUUUCAAAGAUUUAGAUUUCGCUAACGACGUCAGGGAUUUUAGUGCCAAGUUUUAUUUGAGAACAUAAACUAAAGGCCAGUCACCAAUUUACAUCAGUACAGUGAGUGGUCGAUCUCAUAAAAUGUUGGCCGAAAAUCGGAAAGACGUUUUCGAUCGGGAGAAAUUACUUAGGUGCAAUUGCAAUGCGAACUAGCUCGCGGAGUAAUCCCAUGAUGUUUCAGAGUUGCCAUGAUGUUGGCUUUUGAAUGCACUUUUUUCGACCUGUUGAAAUCUAACUAUGCAAAAGUGACUAUAUAAGUGGUAUGCAUCUUUUGCACUGGUUUUCGAUGCCCUUAUAAGUUCAAAUAUAUUUUAUGCAAACCUUGGAAGAAUAGGCUUUCUUUUGCUCAUUUGAUAGUAAAUCGUGUCCUCUUUAAAGUUGUUACUAGAAGGAGGGUUAUAUUUAUGUUCUGAAAAGUUGGCAAAUUCCCGAAUAAUUUUGAGCCAGAUCGGCCGUUUCACUAGUGUUUGGUGAUUUAAGUCUGCAGGGUGUAUAGUUUCCACGUAAGGAAAAUCGUAUAUUGUUCUGUGUAUUUAAAGAUAUACCACUUAGAGUUCGCAAAUUUUGCAUUUGAUACGAACUAUGCUGUCUACUGCCUGUUGUGUACAUAGACGUUGCCGAGUCUUAAAAAAUCUAAUAACAAGGAACUUUUUUUAUAAUCGAUAUAUAGCCCUCCUUCUAGUAGCAAAUGUAAGGAGGACAUGAUUUACUAUCAAAUGAGCAAAAGAAAGCCUAUUCUUCCAAGGUUUGCAUGAAAUAUAUUUGAACUUAUAAGGGCAUCGAAAACCAGUGCAGAAGAUGCAUACCUUUUACAUAGUCAUUUUUGCCGAGUGAGAUUUCAGCAGGUCGAAAAAAGUGCAUUCAAAAGCCAACAUCCCGUCAAGUCCGAAACAUCAUUGGGUUACGCCGCGAGCUAGUUCGUAUUACAAUCGCACCUAAGUAAUCCCUCCUGAUCGAAAACGUCCUUCCGAUUUUCGGCCAACAAUUUAUGAGAUCGGUCACCCACUGUAAUUGGUUCUUUGACAGAUCUCCUACACCCCUGUAGACAAAAUCAUGCUGUCUGCAGAAAACACGGUAAAAACUUAUACUUGUGUGCCUUUUAUAGGUUUCUACGUCUUCUUCAAUUCAAAGGGGCGGAAAAGUUUCAGGUUCACUAAGCUUACAAUUUUAUGAUACAACAAACUUCGAAGUGCCCACAGAGCUUACCGUCGUUCCUGAGGGUCUGAAGCUAAGUGUUAAGCAUUUCCUGAAAAACUGCACCACAUAACUCCAAAUUCACCUACAGUAAAGCUCCCUUAUGUUGGCGGGUUAUUACAAUAGAUAUGUGUAGACUUGCAGAUUUGGUGGAGAUUGCUAAUGAAUCUGAAGGUAGUAGGCUUGAAGGAAUUAUCAGAGGAGCAUCUCAACAAAUUAUGCAAAUCUCCGAAUUUAUAACAACCAAAAUAGUUAAUGCCUUAAAAUAUAAAAUUUGGGAAGGAAGUCAGCUUCUGUAAAAUAAAUAUAAUGAUAGGAGGCGGGGAUAUGGACUCCCGUUCUAUAGAUAGCCAUACUCCAGACUACAGGGUGGUUGAAUUUAGGACUAUUUAGGGCCAGGGUCAGAAUCAGGAGGGCUUUGCUUAGAGUUAGGAUAAGGAUGGUUGGGGUUAUGAGGGUAGGUGUUAGGUUUAGGGUUAGGGUUGAGGUUAAGGUCCAAUUUAGAACAGGGAAAUUCGCAUCCGCUAUGUUUUUACGCCGUUAGUACGUGGAUCCCUAUUCCGGUGUCCGGCUGAAAGCAAGAGAUAAACGUUUUUUUAUAUUUUCUAAGAAGUGGAGCCCAACUGGAAGGUAGAUCAAAAAUCUGUGUAUACUUUGGACACUACUCAGUCAGCGAACCUUUCCUACCUAAAAGGGUGAGCAGUCAGAAGCCAGUUUGCCACCAUGGGUAAAUUACUCUUAGGCAUCGAAACUUCACUCGCCUAGUAUCUUUUGCAUGGAAACACAUUUCAAGGCAGCUGAAACUUCGAUAAUCCGUCCCUGUCGGGAAGCAACUUAUCUGCGAGAUAAUUGAACUUGUUAGUACUCAUGGAAACUAUGCAAAACAAGCUACUCGAGCGAUGGAAAUUUUAUAGCCUAUGAAAUCAAAAAAUUUUUGAAAUUGCCAUUUUAAACAGAGAAUAUAUCAGGUUUUACAUAUAGAUCGGCCUUUUCAUCUUAGCUGGAUAAACGAUGUUUCGGUCCAGGGACGGCGAAGAUGCGUCGCAAAAAACGAUCUAAGCGCUAUAAUCCGCUGCUGACAAGAAGGCGAAUUUCACGGCUGUUGAACUGGCAAUAAAUGACGUCAGUAAAGAGCACAAAGAAACGACUAUGAGAAGUCAGUUCCGGUUAGUCAGGCAUCAGUUUCCUGCUUCGGAGGAAACAAUUGUCCAUGAAUAAAGCAGAUGCCACAUGGUGACCCAUUUUCGACAACCAUGAGGUGUAAUUCGCCAAGGUUACAAAAACGAACAUUACCAUUCAAGUGUGUUCUUAACCGCCCUUUUCACUUUCCUUAAAGGUGGUCUUUGCCUAUAAUGGCUAAUAAACAAUCUCAUUUAACUGCAAACAGGUGUAGCACAUACAAGAGGUCAGUGAACCAUGACAAAAAUUCUGAAACAGAGCAAGAAUGAACAAAAAUUAGUGAAACAUUUUCCUCACAUAAUUGUUUUACAACGUUGCUAUUCGGUAAAAUCACUUUAACUUCAAAGUCCUUUUCUUUUUCCCGGCAAACAAACGUUUUAAACUUUACGCAUUUCCCCUGCUCUCGAUCGCAGUAAGAUUCGUUUUAUAUAGCUCGGAAUGAAAGUGCAUUAUCGCUGGCUAACUUUCCAAUAAAGUCAUUACAGUCAUAUAGAAAACUCUCAUGGAGAAGGUAACAGCACAAAUAGCAAAGAUAAGAUGCACUUCUUGAUCAUCUCCCCUCAGUUACUAUGACAGCCACACUGGAACAUUCUGUUUUUACAUUCUUUUCACUACAGGGGCGGAGGGCCCAGAUUGUGAACAAUCUGUACGAUCAUUGCGGCCUCUGUGUGGUGAGCAAACGCAUGGGCACCUGUUUGGUAAUCUCCUAUCUCGCGAUAAAGCUGCUCAUAGCAGCGAAUUCGGCCCUUCAACUCUACCUCAUUCAGUGCUUCUUGGGCUUCACUGGCAACUAUGCGCAACCAGUCGAGAAGCUAGGGAAGACCGGGAAGGAAACCGCUGCAACAUAUGAACUCUGUACGUGCACACUGUGGUUUAUCGUUUUACCCCUCGUUUUGCAUCCGGUUGCUAUAGUCUUUUGGUUAACAUCAUAUUAUGUUUGCUAACCCCCCCAGUUUUAAGACAUUUAGGGCAAGAAACUCUGUUUUGUGGGAGGCAGGAUGACCUGUUAAGCGAAAGGGUAGAAGAUGCUCUGCAAUUUAAAUCUACCAUUUCCCCUCACAAGCUCCAGAAAGCACCCAAUGUCGACAAUGAUAGAUGGGCGCUCACAGGUCGCGCUACGACACCUGCUCGUCUCGCUGCGUCUCGAAGCUCAAACUAGAGCCGCAUAGCGGCUCAUAAUAUGCGCAGAUUGAGCCCUAAGGCACAACGGGGCGACUGAGUCCCGUAAUGCGAUCGGUAAGCACCCCUCUAUCAAUGUUAAUAUACCCGAUCUCAACCGAGAGGACAUCGAGCCAAUGGUUUAACGGUUAGAGCGCUGGACUUCUAACCAACCGGUAGGGGGUUUAAGCUUCGGGGUGGGGGUAGCACACCUCGGGGUUGAAUGUGACUGGCUAAUGACGGCCGGCAAGCCCGAAAUUAGCGCUCCAGUUUCCCUGGCCUUUGUCGCUAAUGCCAUUCUGCAUUCAAUAUAGUUCGAAUUGAAGUUUACCGUACAGCAGAUUGCUGACUUAUAGCCGUUUAUAAAGUUCGAUGGUAAACAGGUUAUGGGCAGGCAACCGCGUCUGUACAGUCAAAUUGAGUUGUGCUGCUGUUAAACGUAACUUCCCAGUAGUUACAUUUGAAUAAUAAAGGUGGCUUCUCAGAAAUAGACUUCAUGAUCUGUUCCUGAAUGUUCAUCAUGGGAACUGAUAUAUUUUCAAUUAUUUCAUCAAUGUUUAGCGGUAAUGCCCGUGUAAACAUUUAAGAAGUCAAGUACAGCAAACUUACACUUUUGAUUUUUCCGGUCUGUACAGUAAUAUAAAGGAGGGUAGAGUAACAAAAGUUAAAUAGCCAAUAAAAGCAUGUAUGGGGAGAGGGUUGAGGGCGUCCAGAGAUCAGGGGUCAGUCUAGUUCUGUCAUAGGCUUAGGGAGGUGGAUGGGGAAGGUGUCUGGCCAUUGGCUAUGUCUCCGUUUCUUCGCUGUAACGUGAUGUGGAGGGGGUGCGAGCACACACGCUGGGUUCAUCUUUGCCCGGCAGAACUUUAGCUAUUGUGCAAACGCUUUUUUCGAGCACAGGAUUGGGUUGACUAACUGUAUGGCCACUGCCUCUGCCGACGCAAGUAUCCGCUAACGCAGGAAUUUGGAAUGUCUCGCCGGCACUCUGUUGACGUCUACCCCGUGGUCGCUGUCAACUAAGUGAGCCACAAUUGCGAUAGAGAUAGGCUUUUCCACGCCUUGAUUUAGCCAUGCAGGAUGGUGCUGUCGCAUCCGUGGGCCUCCGGAUGUCGCUGUACUGUUUCCGUCGAGAUCUUUGAAAGGAAACUGGAUUUGUAUAGCAGUGUCCACUUAAUUACCACCCGACCUCUAUAACCUUAACAAGAACCGUUGUUAUGGUACUACUUGCUACAUUUCAGUAACAUUUUAGAUCGAAUUUCUUAUUGUCCCCAACCAAUCGCCUACGCUUACUGGCAUGCACCUAUGCAACUUCUGUCACUGGGGGUAUUAUUUAUUUCCCUGCACUGGAAACGACCACUUUACUACUGCUCGUACCACUAACACUCGAGACAGUUUGUUUACUUGUACAGACUUGACGCUUUUCCGAUUAUUUGCCACCUUUAUGAUACCUUUUCCAAUUUUUGAUACUUUUCAUUUGCUUUUAAACAAAUAGGGAGUUCUACGGCGAAGACAUACAUUUCCCUCAAUAAAAGUGAACUGAACUUAACUAGUUUUUCGACCAGUAGAACCUGCUCCUCAGGAGCAAGUAAAGUCAGAAUGAGGUUUAGAAUAAGCUCGUAUUUGUGAGAGUUAAAGCGUGCUUUCAGUGUAUUGGAAGAUUGUGACGAUCCCCAAAGCUCAGGUAAGUUAGAAACUGAUCAUGUAUUGCCGGUACUUCGGCAACUCGUCAUGUUUUGGACGAUGCAUUUACUCAAGCGGAAAAUUACUAUCUGGCAAGCAACAGUGAACAAAAAUAAGUCAAAAAAUUGUUUGUCCAGCGGCAGCGACAAUGUUUCUACUGGUAAGAACCUAUGAAUCUCUUCCCCCCCCCCGAAGAUAAAAUUACAAAUCUCAAUAUUAGAGUAGCUUUUGACCUACAGUUCCGUUUGAUUUCACAAUCUUCAAACAUAUUGCCGGGGGAAUUUGGACCAGUUAGUCCGACCUAGUUUAUUUGCCUCAACCAAACACUAUAAGCCGUCCAUGUGGCUCUUCGUCGAUGGGCUUCAAGUCCUACCGGUGAAGGGAAAGCUCAGAGGACUUAAGAGGACUGGGGCUUUAGUUCUUGGCUCAGUCGCUCUCAUCGGCCAUCCGGUCUCACACAAGAUCUGAAAAACGCGACAACUGGGUACAGGCCAGAAGAAAUUCACAGCCUAGGAAUGCAAUGGCGUUUAAAUUCGCCUCCAGUGAGUACAUUUAAUUUGGAUGCAUCCCAUACUAUUCGACAAAUCAAUGCAAAUCGACCCAGCCUUCAGUAUUAGUUCGGGAUAUGCGCACCCUAAAUGGUGACGCGGACCAGAUGCUAGGAAACUAAGUAGACUAGGCUAUUUGUCAAUCGAAAGUAACAGCACGGUGCAUUCCUAAUUUAUCUUCCAUCAUCAGUCAAACCUUACCCCAAACAACAGUGAGCUGGGUCCGCAUGCUCAUUGAGUUGAACGCCUAAAGUCUCCAUGGCUCUAAACUAGUGGCGUAAGGCAGAACUAAAUGUCUGUAUUUCCUCCUAUGAUCGAAUUAGUUCCCUGAACACCAUUUCCACGCGAGUUUCAACAUUCCGGGUUGUAGUUAACAGACUUUGAACCACCAGCCUGCGUGGCAGAAGAGUAAACUCAAUGACCCGUCCAACCCCAAUCUCGGGGCUUAGGCUUUUCCAAGCUGCAGUUAGAGCAUGGGUCGUUGUAGGACAUCGUGAAAGCCCGAAAUGGCUAUUCGUAUCUAACUCUUCUUUUUUGAUAAUACUUCUCGAUUAUUAGUCGCCCUUGGUAACGCGACGGCCUGUAGUGCUCUAACGGCAGUCCCGUGGCAAACCAAAACGUCCGCAUUCUCUUCUAUAAGAAAGUCAGAUUACUUAACGCCAGUCACACAGGACACUUGCCAAUGAUCUCAAAUUCAGAUCCUUGAAUCCUACCUUGGAUGGUUAGAGCUUUUAGACGGGCAUUGAUUAGAAUGUGGGCUUGCUACCAACUAUGAUCGAAAUGUGGCCUGUUGUCCCUCAUUCUCACAGUCAACCACUCUUUCGUGCUGCGAAAAAUAUCUAUCGAACACGUCGUUCACCAGAUGCUCCAAAUAAACAAGCACUUAUUCUUUAUGUGUAGGGAAGAAGAAGGCUGUUCGAUCCCUGGAACCAUUUGUUUAUUCGUUUAAGAUCUCGAGCUCGUGCAGGCGUCCGUUGUCGGAGAUGAAAGAGGCAACAAAACACUCAACAGCCAGUCGAACAUCAGUGACGCAGGUCUGGAGCUCGAAAGCUCAGAAAAAUAAAAAAUGGUUUCGGCCAUCAAACGGUCUUCUUCCUUACUCAUAUAUACACUUGCAACUCAAAAAUCCGCCUCCAUUCAUGGGUAAUUUUUUUAGCAAUUUACACCAACAGAUUUCCUCUAUCUUCUAGACACGUCCCUAUUCAGCUGGACACCUAGGUACAUUAUAAGAGUCAAGUCUGCGAAAGAGGGAACUUUAUUUGGAAGGAGGGAAGGCAAUCGUCUGAGUGCCCACGUAUCUCUGUUGGCUCCUCCUGAUUUAGUCUUUCAUGACCCCUGCACUUUGAAUUCGUAGCUGCGAAAUCCAUACCAUCUUUUGCUGCCUUUCAGACUUUCAAACUUAGAGAGUAACCUUAUUCCUCCUGCGCACCGAUAAACCUUUCAGCGGACUACCCUCAGGGCUACAACUUUGGAUGGACUCUCUUGAAUUACAUUCGGACCGGUCGAGAGUGGCCACACACACUACUUUUCCCGCGGGUCGCCUACUGUCGAGUGCCCGGUAUCCGAACGGUGGGUGGAGAUAACGCCUACACCGCCCAAUGCGCUCUCCCAAUCAAUAUGCUCAACGAGAAACUCUACAUCUUCCUCUGGUUCUGGAUCUGCUUCCUGCUAGCCGUCACCUGCGGAAGCAUCCUGCUCUGGUUACUUCGUAUUGUCAGUCCCUUCCACCGCAGGCGAUUUGUCCGGCGCUACCUUCGUGCUCACAAGCUCCAGACGCCAAAGGAAUCCAGGUUGAGUUGCUUGUUGGACGAAUUUGUGGAUAUCUACCUCCGGCGUGACGGAAUCUUCCUGGUUCGCAUGAUUGCCAUCAAUGCGGGUCACGUGGUCGCCUCUGAGGUGGUCAUGGUACUCUGGAAAAACUACCUGCAAAGAACGGAACUAAGCAUGCCCCCACUGCCCGACCAUAGUGACGUAAAAGAAGACCCCGCCAUUCCACUUGACUGCGUUUAG
Spirometra erinaceieuropaei is the source of this 14729-nucleotide messenger RNA. The record is from the annotation of a GenBank genome assembly. NCBI's taxonomy places the organism in Eukaryota, Metazoa, Platyhelminthes, Cestoda, Diphyllobothriidea, Diphyllobothriidae.